CGUGUUCGGUGGUCCAGGUCAUAAGCUUUCGCUUUCGCGAGACGAUAACCCGAAGGAGAAUGAGGCCUACUUUGGCUGUUCUAUCCGGCCGGUCCGCCUGGAAAGGACCGUACUUCGUCGCCUUCCCGAAUCUGCGCGAGGCACUCGAGAACGGCACAACCAUUAAGACGCAAGCCAGGUCGUGUACCAUUCUGCCGAAUUUCGUUGGAAUCCGAUUUCAGGUCCACAAUGGCAAACAGUAUCUGCCGGUGACGGUUACGCAGGACAUGGUCGGGCACAAGCUAGGCGAGUUUGCGCAUACAAAGAAGAAGUUCUCGUACAAGCAAACGAGGAACAAGUAGAGAUCCUUUGUUCCCUUCGGAUUCGCAUCCGGGAUGCGGGGGUGACCUAGUGAUCCCUACGACUGGCAGGCCUCCACACGACCAACAGCUCGCCGCAGCGCGACGCGAGUGGUGGAAGCAACGUAGAGACCGGAGAGAAGGCAUGUGCAUUGAUCGGGUCUGCCAACGUCCUCUUCCGCAUCGAAUACAAUGUUCAUGGGUAAAUCCGUGUAAUCAUACGCAAGACGACGCAUAUACGCGCAGAUGCGCC
Messenger RNA from Punctularia strigosozonata HHB-11173 SS5, 591 nucleotides. Its product is annotated as mitochondrial 30S ribosomal protein S19. The coding region runs from base 60 to 341 and encodes 93 amino acids. The transcript is spliced from 4 exons. The record is from RefSeq and is a predicted model, not a curated record. Gene Ontology annotation, molecular function: RNA binding; structural constituent of ribosome. Gene Ontology annotation, cellular component: ribosome; cytosolic small ribosomal subunit. Gene Ontology annotation, biological process: ribosomal small subunit assembly; translation. Lineage: Eukaryota; Fungi; Basidiomycota; Agaricomycetes; Corticiales; Punctulariaceae.